Molecule: messenger RNA, 2587 nt
Organism: Topomyia yanbarensis
Lineage: Eukaryota; Metazoa; Arthropoda; Insecta; Diptera; Culicidae
Exons: 2
Coding region: 1-2040 (679 amino acids)
Biological process (GO): DNA integration
Molecular function (GO): nucleic acid binding
Source: RefSeq, a predicted model, not a curated record
AUGGCUGCUGUGGCCUACUUCAGGUUCGAAGAGGAAGGAAAGGUGGAAUGUGCGAUGAUUGGAUCUAAAACACGUGUAGCCCCUCUGAAGUUUCUCUCUAUCCCUCGUCUUGAGCUGCAAGCUGCCGUUAUAGGAGCUCGUCUAGCCGAAUGUAUCGUCAAAUCACAUCGAAUGAAGAUCGUGCGCCGCGUUUUCUGGACCGACUCCCGUGAUGUUGUAUGCUGGUCACGAUCUGACCAUCGGCGCUAUAGCCAAUUCGUUGCCUUCCGGAUCAGCGAGCUGCUGGAUACAACGCAAGUGGAUGAGUGGAGAUGGCUACCAACUAAAGCGAACGUAGCGGACGAAGGCACGAAGUGGAAAAGGCUGCCGGACUUUCGGCCUAGUAGUCGCUGGUUUCGCGGACAGGAUUUUCUUUGGGAAUCGAAGAGCAAAUGGCCUGGUGACAAUCGAGAUCAAGGAUCAACCAUAGAAGAAAUUCGUCCCAGUGUCCUACAUCAUACAGUCACCGAGCCACUAGUGAGUUUCGAGCGCUUCUCCAAAUGGAAACGUCUGCUGAGAUCGAUGGCAUAUGUCCAUCGUUUCAUCAUGAACCUUCGUAAGCGUACCGAGGGGACCACCACCGAACUGGGGCCACUAACGCAGGAAGAGCUGAAACUGGCCGAAAGCACCAUUUACCGGAUGGUUCAAAAGCAAGCGUAUCCUGACGAAAUGCGACUGAUCCGUAAGAAUGAUUCAAAUGCUAAUCCGUGGGAACGUACAUUGCCAAAAACCAGCCCAUUGUACAAACUGAGUCCAGCCAUCGAUAACCACGGUGUCCUACGGAUGCGAGGGCGUAUAAACGCAUGCGAAUGGGUCGACGAGGCGACCAAAAACCCAAUCCUGCUUCCAAGACGGAAUCUCGUUACCAAUCUGGUGCUCGCGGAUUACCACGCUUCGUACCGUCAUCAGAAUCAUCAUACAGUAUUGAACCAGGUUAGAUUGAAAUUCAACAUCCCUCGCCUUCGUUCGGAGUUCGACCGUGUUCGCAGAGACUGCCAGCGCUGUAAGAUUCGACAAUCAAGACCGCAGCCUCCAGCAAUGGGGAACCUCCCACCUGCGCGGUUGGCGGCGUUCCAGCGACCGUUUUCCUACACAGGAGUCGAUUAUUUUGGGCCGAUGUCGGUGCUAGUUGGCAGACGAACAGAGAAAAGAUGGGGAGUCCUGCUCACCUGUAUGACAACCCGAGGUGUGCACAUCGAAAUCGCAUAUUCACUGACGACAGACUCGUGCAUUCUAGCACCGCGCAACUUCAUUGCGAGAAGGGGCAUACCGCUGGAAAUUAUAAGCGACCGAGGAACGAACUUCGUCGGAGCCUCCCGGGAACUACGCGAGAAUCUGGAACGGGUCGAUGAAAAGAAGCUCAUGAUCGAAUUCGUCAGUCCUAACACGAAAUGGACUUUCAAUCCACCGGCCGCUCCACAUUUUGGUGGCUGCUGGGAGCGCUUAAUCCACUCGGUCAAGAAAACCAUGAGUGACUUCGACCUGCCGCGGUUACCAUCGGAUGAGAUUUUGCGAUCCACACUAAUGGAGAUUGAGAUGAUUUUGAACACAAGACCGCUCACUGACAUAACCCUUGAAAACGAUGACGAGCCCCCCCUAACACCAAAUCACUUUCUGUUAGGGACCUCUGAUGGAACCAAGCCCCCGAUCGCCUUCAACGACGGACCAAUCGAACUGAAGCAAUCCUGGAAGAUGGCCCAGCUAUACGCUGACCAUUUCUGGAAGAAGUGGGUGACCGAGUACCUGCCUACAUUGACGCGCAGAACUAGAUGGUUCCUACCCGUUAAACCCAUCCAAGAAGGGGAUUUGGUGGUGAUCGUGGACUGCAAUCUCCCAAGAAACUGUUGGCCACGAGGACGUGUUGUCGAGGCAGUCCAAGCCAAAGACGGACAAGUUCGCCGUGUGACCGUACAGACAGCGAGUGGACUGUUACAGAGACCAGCGUCCAAGGUUGCGGUGCUAGACGUCGGUGCUAUCGGUGGUAAGCCACUUAAAAAGUAGUGGCGUACCGGGGGGAGUGUCACAUCUCUUUGUGAUGCGACGCACCUUCCUUUUAAACAUCUCCGAUAUAUGUGUGCCACAGCCCUGUGAACUGGGCGCACCUUUAUAUUUCAACCGUCGAUCUGUGCGUGACUCAACACAACCCUGAACUGUCAUCCUACCAGUCGAGUGUAAGUAGAAGAAAAGUUGCAAGUCAGCAGUCAGUGAAAUCAUACGGUAGUGGAAGAUAAAAAGCUAUUUCAGUAAAGCAGUCAGUAAAGGCAAAGUGGAAGAUUUCUAAAAGUUAAAUUGAGUAGCUUAACACUAAAUCCUGCAGUAUCGGGUCAGUCAGUACAGUUUAUUUAUUAAAACUUAAAACUACAUACAUACAGAAGAAACUAAAUUUAGUACGAAGAUAGUACGGGCCGUUGUGUCUAGUACGGAUAGAAUAGCAGCAGAAGAAACUAAACGUGAGUACUUGCUCUAUUUAUGUAAAAUCAAUAUUAAUUUGCAUUUAUCCCCGAAGGGAUUUUAUAACUUCUGUCAUCAAAUAUAUUAGUUACAAAAC